Molecule: messenger RNA, 576 nt
Organism: Adineta steineri
Lineage: Eukaryota; Metazoa; Rotifera; Eurotatoria; Adinetida; Adinetidae
Source: the annotation of a GenBank genome assembly
AUGAUGAUAGAAAAUUUAAUACUAUUUAUUUUAUUAACAUUAAUCAAAAUUAUUAAAACUAUUCCAUCAAAUUCAUAUUAUUUAAUUGAUAUCAAUAUUAAUGUAUCGAUAACUAAUUAUAGUUAUUGUUCGAAUAUAACAAUUUAUAAAGAUUUAUAUCAUAUUCCUAAUCAAUGUCAUAAACAUCUUCUUUGUGAUUCAUAUAAUUGUGAUGAUAAAUUAUUUCGUUGUGUUAAAAUUCGUGAAACAUUAUGUUGUUUACAUGAUUUUAUUCAAAAUAAUUGUCAAAAAGAAAAUUUAAAAGAUCAAUUUCGUUCGAUUUAUUUUCAUGCAUCAAUUCAACAUGGAUAUUGUGAAAUAAAUUUAGAGCGAAUUGAACAAAAUGAUCGUUCAUAUUGUAUUGCAAACUAUCUUGAAACUACAACAACUCGUUCAUCUUUAAAACGAUUCUAUCGAUAUCGACAUCGAUUAACUACACAGUUAUCAAAUGUACAAUAUGAAACAAUGAAUAUUACAUCAAAAUCUUCGUUUAUUUAUAUAAACGUUAUCAUUUUAUACUUAUCCGUAUUACUAUAG